Molecule: messenger RNA, 1429 nt
Organism: Telopea speciosissima
Lineage: Eukaryota; Viridiplantae; Streptophyta; Magnoliopsida; Proteales; Proteaceae
Product: protein SENSITIVE TO PROTON RHIZOTOXICITY 2-like
Exons: 2
Coding region: 1-1266 (421 amino acids)
Biological process (GO): response to aluminum ion; response to acidic pH
Source: RefSeq, a predicted model, not a curated record
AUGAUUGCAGGGGCCACUUCAUGUUUCCAGAAUAGCUCACAUGGACUACAGAUGUAUGGCUUGACUGAUCAUCAUCAUCAUAAUGUAUCAGUAUCAGCAGCAGCUUCCAUGGAGACCAAUUCUGGAGCUCCAGAGACUCACUCAAGUGCCUUCUUAUACAGUCUCUCUGUUCUGAAAGACAAGGUUCAUCAGGUACAAUCACUGGCUGGAGUUAUUAUAUCUCCUUCUCACAAUCAAUCUCAUGAAUCAGAAGCCAUUGCAAUAGCUAGCAUGGGAACUCUAAUUCAAGAAAUCAUGGUCACUGCUUCUUCCAUGAUGUUCAACUGUCAACAACUCUCACUUGGCACUCCAACACUUACUAAUGAAAUGCAUCAUCAACAUCAUCAUCAUCAUCAACAACAACAACAACAACAACAACGCUGUGUCAUCAGUAAGGUUCCUACCAGUGGAUUGCCACAAAAUAGCACCACCACCACCCAUGAAGCUCAAACACCUCCUCAUCAAAUUGGAGAAGAAGGUGGCAGAGGAUUCUUCACAUCAGAAAAUCUUGAUUGGUAUGCUGAUAAUUAUCAUAACAAUAGUAGUAGCAGUAAUAAUGGUCAUAGCAACCAUGCCAAUACAAUUAGCACCACCACCACCACUGCCACCGCCACCGCCACCGGUCUAGAGAGGGAAUUAGCAAAUGGGGAGGGAUCACAUAAUGGUGAUAUUAUAGAGCUGGAUGCAGCUGAUUUAUUGGCUAAAUAUACACAUUAUUGUCAAGUUUGUGGUAAGGGAUUCAAGAGAGAUGCAAAUCUUAGGAUGCAUAUGAGAGCACAUGGAGAUAAGUAUAAAUCUAGUGCAGCUUUAAGUAAUCCUUUGAAGAAUAGUGGUGACGGGGAAGGUGGAAAAGGGUUUUCUUCAGUGAGAUUAGUUAGGAAAUAUUCAUGUCCACAAGAAGGUUGUAGAUGGAAUAGAAACCAUGCCAAGUUUCAACCAUUGAAAUCCAUGAUUUGUGUGAAGAAUCACUAUAAGAGGAGUCAUUGUCCUAAGAUGUAUGUUUGUAAUAGAUGUAAUCAGAAACAGUUUUCGGUGUUAUCGGAUCUUCGAACUCAUGAGAAGCAUUGUGGUGAACUUAAAUGGCAGUGUUCAUGUGGAACUACCUUCUCUAGGAAGGAUAAGCUCAUGGGUCAUGUUGCUUUGUUCACUGGCCAUACUCCAGCUGGGAAUGGGAAUUCUUGUACAAAAUCUGAAAAGAUUGAUCACCAUGCAAUGCAAUUGCAUUAAAAGACAAUCUUUGGCGAAGAUGAUGAAUUGGAUCCUCAAAGCAGAUUUCUUCAAAAUUAUAUGUUUGUUGGAGUCUUCAUUUCUUUUUUUUUUUUUUUUACUUAUAAAGUUUUUCUGUACAUCCAGUCAGAUGCAAUGAAAGGGAAACAAAAUAUAAAUUUCA